Messenger RNA from Acanthopagrus latus (yellowfin seabream), 4697 nucleotides. RefSeq names its product endothelial cell adhesion molecule a (gene esama). The transcript has 7 exons. Gene Ontology annotation, cellular component: adherens junction; plasma membrane. Gene Ontology annotation, molecular function: cell-cell adhesion mediator activity. Gene Ontology annotation, biological process: homophilic cell-cell adhesion. Bases 427 to 1794 code for a protein of 455 amino acids. The record is from RefSeq and is a predicted model, not a curated record. Lineage: Eukaryota; Metazoa; Chordata; Actinopteri; Spariformes; Sparidae.
AGGAGGGGACACAGGAUGACAACUUGCAGAGUUGUACUCGCCGCCGUCUCGGUAACGACAGAGCCGCAGAUGCACCCGAGCAGCAAGAGGAGAAGAGUCGCGAAAGACCCCCAGUGUCGGAGGUGCUGAGCCACAUUCACACAUCACUUUAUUAACCAGCACAGAGGACUGGGUUCCAGCGGCGGCGGGAUUUAGACGGCGUCCAACGUCCCCCUCACCUGAAGUGUCCCUUACCUUUUCCCGGAGAAGGUCUGUGUCGGGAGAUUGGAGGAAGAGAAAUAAAAAAAAAAAGAAAAAAAGAAAAAAAAGAAACCACUUGAAGGACUUGAAGAGUUUUGCCCGAGGCGACACACGGCAGCCCGCAUACAUAAAGCUGGGCGAAGGACAUUAACACGGUGAGAAGUGGAAACUGGGGCUGCAGCGACCAUGGAGGUCUGUGCCACUUCGAGGAAACUUACUCUGCUCUCCUUCACCUUCCUGCUGGGGCUCUCAGGCAUUUGGGCCCAAAUCCAGAUGCCCCAAACCAGUAUGGAUGUGAUCAAGGGUAAGAUGGUGGAGCUGAGAGCCUCCUACAACACAGAUGCAAGCAGUGACCUGAGGCAGAACACUAUCAUCUGGAACUUUGUCACUGAAAGCACCCAACUGAUUGUCUCCUACACCAAAGACUCCAUGAGCGUGGGCAGCUCCCAGUUUAAGGGUCGCGUUGGUUUCGUCAGCAGCAUGCCCUCACGUGACGUGUCGCUGUACAUCAACAACACCCAGGAGUCUGACUCGGGGCGCUACCUCUGUCAGAUCAUCAUUCCUGGAAAUCCUGGCUUCACUGCUGAGCUCAGUCUGGACGUGAAGGUCCCUCCCGCUGUUCCCAAGUGCUCUCUAUCAGGGAAGCCAGUCCUGAAGGGAAAUGUGACUCUGAGCUGCACAUCCAGCACUGGGAAGCCCAUUCCUUCGUACAAGUGGAGGAAAGAGAGCCCCAUUUCGGAGGUCUUCUUCUCACCCAUGCUCAAUGAGAAGACAGGCACUCUGAAGCUGAGCAACCUGAGCAGUAACAUGUCGGGGAAGUACGUGUGCACAGCCAGUAACUCAGCCGGCUCAGAGACCUGCAUUAUCAACCUGGACAUCGUCACCUCCACUAAUGUGGGGAUGAUUGUUGGCGCCACGGUGGGCUCAUUGGUCGGUGUCGGCUUCCUCCUCUUAAUCUGUGUUGUGUACGUGCUGAAGAGGCGGAGAGACAAUGAGGACGACUUGGCCAAUGAAAUCAAGGAGGACGCUCAGGCUCCCAAACGAGUGUCCUGGGCUAAGAGCGGCAUGGGUUCAGAUAUCAUCUCCAAGAACGGCACCCUGUCCUCCAUAGCCUCCAGCCCACACCACAAAGAGUCAUCACACCACCACAACAACCACCACCACCUGCAGCAGUACCCUCAGCGCCCCCCAUCGGACACAGCAUCCAUCAUCACCGCCACGGGCAGCACGGCCGGCUACCGACCGUCACGCCAUCACGGCGCCUCCACCCCCACCCACUACAGCUACAACAACAACACCACCCUGCCCCGCGGACAGCCCGUCUCCUCUGAGGCCAGCACCAAUGGGAGCUCCCUACCCAGACCAGAGCGCUACACUCAGCUGCCCCAGGCCCAGGUCCUGCCGCAGACCUACAGUCAGCAACAGCUGCAGCACCAGGCUGCUCCCUCCCCGCCACCGCUGCCCACCUCCACAGUCACAGCGUCCAACAUCACCCGCAUGGGAGGGGUGCCCAUUAUGGUGCCCGCACAGAACCAGGCCGGCUCUCUGGUCUAACACCUGCCAGUGCUGCUGACAAAAGCAGUGGAAUUAAAGGAAACUCUUUAAUUUCUAUUUAGCAAAGAGUAGAAGAAAAUGUCAACUUCAUGUAGUCGAACCAAGAAGCUUCAUGGCAAGACUGUCAGAAAGACUGUUUACUUGCUUUAAGUAUGCUUACUGUAUGUCUUUUAUAUUCUGUAUGCACUGUAUACAUUACAAACUAUGUAUAGAUAUGAUUUUCAUACAUUUGUCCAGUAUCCUCUUUUCUACUUAAUCAAUUUUUCUUUUCAAAAUUUUGCUUUUAAAUGCCAUAUUAUAUAUAUUUUUUAAUUCUGUCAUACUAAUUCUACAAAGUGGAAAUUAAUUGAUCAUUUCAUGUGUAUGCACAUCUCACAGAUGAAACUACAGAUGAAGAAGGUUAUGCAGGUCGGCUGUACUUCAUAUAUCGUCUUUACCUAAAACUCUCCAAGGGAGGAAUUACUAAGACCACAACAGGUUAAAGCACUGCUUUAUAUCUGUACUGUUCAGAGGAGGGAAUGCCACUUAAAGGGAAGUUAGUGAGGACAGGGUGUAAUAUACAGUAUUAAGUUCCAUAAAUGAGUAUAUUGCUGCAGCAGACUUAUGAACAGAGAGAUAAGACAACAUUAUGCACAUGAUAAAUUAUCCUAAUCCUUUUUUGUGUGUGUGGCUGUCAGUGGUUCAGCUUAUAAAAUGCUCUUAGACUCCAUUCUUUAAACACAGAUUAGCAAAAGCUUCUUAUAAUAUUGAGCACUAUUCAGAACUGUAGGUUGAUGACUUUGCAAAUACACGAGUCCACUCUUGAGUUGUAAUAAUUUAAAGUUGCCUACAGCACUGAAAUUGUAAAUACGAUAUUUAUUUUCUGUUAGACGUGUGACAUACAUAAGCAUUUUGUUUGCUAUAGCCUGAAUUGCACAUACAGUGCAGGUAAUACUGUACGUUUGCUUGCAACACGAAAUUACGCUUUUAAAAAUUUUACUUUUGGGGAUUUUUUUUGCAAACUUCCAAAUGUUUGCUUAAAAUUCGCUUGACAUUUUAUGGAAGCAUGUCUAACGACGCCAAGCUAAAGCAACGCGGACCAAAGACAAUGACACCUGGCUGCAACAUGCUACCAGCUAAAAUGGAAUGCCCUGAACUGGCGCAUGAUCAAAAACUGGCAUGUUGACAACUUUGCUCACACAGCCAAAUGUUAAGCGAGUGCAACGACACGAUAACCUAGCAAGCCUUAUUUACUUAAUAAUUCAAUUUUCAGCAGCAACAGAAAGUCCAGCUCAGCAUCUGUCUGCAGUUCUUUUGUGUCCUUUUCGACCUCAUCCCCUCUGUCAUUAUGUCCAUAGUGGCUGCAAGGCCCAGUUCUGAGAACUACCUUCUCCAGGCAGUUUAGACACUCCCCGGCAGUGCUCUUAUCAGAGUAAGCUAGCAGAACUAACUUGUAGUUACAGUAAGCAGCAGUUUCAUUUUACUUUCAGAAAUGUAAUCCAGUUUCUGAAAACAUUUUCUUUCUCUGGCAAAAGCAUUUUUUAGACAAAAAUGAUUUCCUAUCUGAUUAACAUCGCCAAGAACUGGUAACGGGAAGCAGGCGUGACUUUCUCUCAAACAUUCAUAUCCAGGUGUUUUUGAUAAUUUUGAACAACCUACAGUUGUUAUACCAAAGAGAGUGUUAACACCAGAGUGUUAUACCAAAUACAUUUUGUCCUGAUACCGGUGAUGUAGAUAAGCUGUGGCUCUUGGCUCAAAAGCUACUUUCACUGAACAAAAAAAAUACUUCAGUAUAUAUUUAGAAAAUAUUAAAACAGUAUCCCGUGUCACACUCAAUAAGAACAGCUGUAGCUCCUGAUACAUACAGUAGAUGACAUAGAGGCUCUCUAAAAGACUGCUCCACUCAGUCAUUGAGAUUUUGACCUUGUUACGGAUGCUAGUUUAGCUUUUACAUUCAAAACAUCUUCAUUGCAGAAUCAGAAUUUAAAUGGCUUCACACUUAAGGGUCUUACCACACACAUACACUGAAUGGUUGAAAAAAAACUGACAUGUUCCUAAGCAGUGAAAUCCAAGAAUGAUAUUUAACUGUGGCCACUGUCAGUUCACACAGAUGCUGAUUUAAAUAUCAUUUGAUUUGGAAUAGAAAAUAAAUACAUACAUAGUUAUCACACUACCUAUUCUGCUGUAUUGUCGUUACACUGGAGCAAAUGUUUUGUUUUUUUUUGCUUUUUGUGUUCGUUUGUUUUUCUGCCUUUUUUGUGUUUUGCGGGCAGGGUGUCAGUGUAGCUAUUCUGAAGUGAAUCAUUUGAUCAUUUGUAACUUGAUGAUGUUGAAGGAAAACAGAAGAGCAUCCAUUAGCGAAUAUUUCUGAUCAUUGCCAUCGUGUUAAGACAAGUUUGAUAGAACGGUGACAGCAAAACAUAAAAAGCAAGCGGUAGCUGCAUCUUGAAACUUUGGUAGCUCUGUUUAGAUUUGUAUUGUUUUUAAUACAUUAGGGUAAAAUGGAAAGGCUUCCUAUGGGAAGUCGACAAUCUGUAGGAAAUCAUUUUGAUGGGUAGAACUUAGACAGUCUUUACAGCUACAGUCCACAGGCUCACUGGGCUAACCACCAAGUGGGUCAUUUCAAAUGUGUACAUUAAAAUGUAUUCAAGACAAGCCUUUAUUUUUUAUACAGUAUAUGUGUGUGUAUAAGAGCACAGGAGCAGAGUUUAUAAAUAGUCAGUGUUUCCUGAACUAAAGAAGUGCUCGCUGUCAGUCAGUUAGAAACCAUGAAGGAUUGUAUAACUACUGUGGCCAAACUUGUGCUUAAGUAUACAGUAGGGAUAUACUGUGGACAUUGAUGUGCAGUGUGCACUUGUAUUCUCCAUAUUUAUGGUCAUGGAAAUUGAUUUGUAUCAUAUUUUCAAUUAAAAGAGAAAUGAUCA